AUGGCACUGUCCAUCGCAAGCUUAUUCACCAUUAGCAUGAUUCUCCACCACAAAUAUUCGACCCCUUUGCUCAGAGCACACAAUGAUCUCGAGAAAGAGACGACCCUCCAUUUCUUUCUCCACGACACACCUGGCGGACGAAACCCUAGCGCCGUCAAAAUCGUAGCUCCGUCGGACCAAAGCCGCGACGACACCUCGCAAACGCCGUUUGGCACCGUCUGGGUGGUGGACGAUCCGCUGACCCUUGGUCCCGAACGGGAUUCGGCCGUCAUCGGGAACUCGAAGGGCAUGUACGUGUCGGCGGGCAGACACGACCGAGUGAUGGUAGCUUAUCUCGACUUCGUAUUUACAAUAUUCCCUUUAUACAAAAUUGACGGUAGAGUUCGCCGUGGUGGGAGGCCGAGGUGUGUUUCGGAUGGCGAGAGGAUUUGCCAAUCUUAA
Tarenaya hassleriana is the source of this 441-nucleotide messenger RNA. RefSeq names its product dirigent protein 4-like. The record is from RefSeq and is a predicted model, not a curated record. The transcript has a single exon. Lineage: Eukaryota; Viridiplantae; Streptophyta; Magnoliopsida; Brassicales; Cleomaceae. Bases 1 to 441 code for a protein of 146 amino acids.